Molecule: messenger RNA, 4555 nt
Organism: Oreochromis aureus
Lineage: Eukaryota; Metazoa; Chordata; Actinopteri; Cichliformes; Cichlidae
Product: fidgetin-like
Exons: 3
Coding region: 263-2569 (768 amino acids)
Molecular function (GO): microtubule severing ATPase activity; ATP hydrolysis activity; ATP binding
Source: RefSeq, a predicted model, not a curated record
UGUUCAGCGCUGGUGAAAUUCCAACAUGGCAGUGGCUGUGGUCAGUGUCUCCUGCGUUAACUUGGGAUGGUUUCAGCUCACACGCAACCCGGCUUAACCUCGGCACCUCGCUCAUCAGCAGGACCCCUCCCAGGGAUCGAUGCGACCAUAACACUCGCCCCCCCACACACGCUCUCUCACACAUACACACACACACGCACACACGUGAGAGGUCGACCUGUCACUGGAGAGGCGAGAGAGGGAGAGAGAGAGAGAGCACGACAUGAUCAGCAGCAGCAGCGUCUAUGGCGUAAAGAUGCAGUGGACCCCCGAGCACAGCCAGUGGGCCGAACAGCAUUUUGACAUUUCGUCCACCACGCGCUCGCCAGCCCACAAGGCUGAGGCAUACAGGGCAGUACCUGGCCACCUGCAGCGCUCGGCCACCUACCAAUAUGCCUGGGCCAAUGACGACAUCUCGGCCCUCACUGCCUCCAACCUGCUCAAGAAGUACGCUGAGAAGUACUCUGGUAUUCUGGAUAUGCCGGGCUCAUAUUCCGAGACGCCUGGUGUCCCAGGAGUGAUGAAUGGACGGAAAGGUGAAUCUGAGCCCUGGCAGGAUGGUGUCUACCCCAUGAGCUGUAUCCCAGAGGGCAUUUCCGUCAGGAAAGGGGGGGUGGCGGCAGCUUCAGAGGUGGUGUCUGGCAUGUGCAGCUCUCCGGGCCUGGCUUCCAGCACCCUGAGUGAGCCCAGCUACUCCAGCAGUAGCUGUGGGAGCCACACGGCAACUGCCCUGCACUCUUCCUCCAUGCCCUCUCAGGAAUAUGGCCCCGCGUACAGCAGCUCGUACCUGCACAGCAGUUACAGCUCCCAGUCUACCCCCGCCCCGGCACUUCCAUCCCCACUGCACAGCUCUGGGCUACUGCAACCACCUCCUCCUCCUCCACCCUCCCACCCCACUAUAGUCCCAGCUUACAAUGGAGGCUCCCCCAACUUGUCUAGUUAUAAUUACCCCCCAGCAGGCUACCCAGCUCAAAACUCAGUUGGGCCAGGAUAUAGCCCUGGAGGAGCCCCCCCUCCCUCCUCGUACCUUCCCUCAGGCAUUGCUGCACCUACACCCCUUGCUCCCUCUUCUGCUUUACCUGGAUACCCAUACCAGAGCCACAACCUGACCCCAAUUGCCCCAACCCCUCUCAACAAUAGCUCCUCCAACUCCCUAAAGAGGAAAGCCUUCUACAUGACAGGUCAAGGAGAGAUAGACUCCUCUUAUGGUAACUUUGGCUACAGCCAGGCAAGGAGCUCAGCUGAGAGUCCCAUGUACAGGGUAGCAGAUAGCAGCAGUACAAAUGGAGGCUCCAACAGUGCCAGUGGUGGUGGGUUUGACAGGAGUGCUGAGAAGUCAUCUUUAACUUUUAAUCCUCAGAAACAAUCCACCAUUGCAUCAGAGCAGCAGAGGAAGUACAGCAGCCAGGCAACUGGUGGGCCACUGACUCCACCAGCCUACGUCUCCUCCACCCUGGGGGGUUCCCGCUCAGCAGACUCUAUUCCCAGCUUUACCUCCCCCUCCCUCAGUGAGCAAGGUCCUGAAGACCACCGUCUCCACCUUUCUCACUCAGCACCUGGACCUACCUCCUCAUCAUCCACUUCCAACUCCCGGCCUGCUGAAGAACAACUAAAAACCAGUGAUCCUCACCUCCUGGACAUGGUUACCUCUGAAAUUGUACAGCAGGGUCCCCCGGUGGAUUGGAGUGACAUUGCAGGUCUAGAACUCGCCAAGGCUACCCUGAAGGAAGAGGUCCUGUGGCCCAUUCUGCGUCCAGACAUGUUCAGCAGUUUAGGACCAGCCCCGCGUUGUGUGUUGCUGUUUGGCCCCAGGGGCAGUGGCAGGACGUUGCUGGGACGUUGCCUGGCAAGUCAGCUGGGGGCACCAUUCCUACAGCUCAGCGGCUCAACACUGGCCACAAAGUGGCUGGCGGAUGGAGAAAAAAUCAUCCGAGCAUCAUUCCUAGUGGCACGGUGCCGGCAGCCCUCAGUACUGUUCAUUAGUGAAGUGGACAUGCUCUUGUCUGCCCACCUCAGUGAAGAGAGCCCUAUCAAUCGACUUAAAGGUGAACUUCUUGCCCAGUUAGACUCACUUCUUAUGGGCUCGGGCGAAGAUGGAGGCAACCAAGUAUUGGUGGUUUGCUCCACAAGCAGACCACAGGAUAUGGAUGAAGGACUGCGCAGGUACUUUUCCCGGAGGGUCCUGGUGCCUCUGCCGGAUAGCGCAGCUCGACACCAGAUCAUGAACCAGCUCUUGGCCCAAUCUCAGCACAAAUACUGUUUGAGCGAGGAGGAGCUGGCGCUGCUGGUCCAGCGUACAGAGGGUUUCUCAGGACUGGAUCUGGCCAGACUCUGCCAGGAGGCUCUUGUAGGUCUGUUACAUGUCUCUGCACAGGGCGUGGACAUGACUGGUAUGAUGCCCAGGGGACAAAUCAGGCCCCUCACCUACCAGGACAUUGAGAGUGUCUUCUGUAAAUUCCAAGCAAGUGUAUCACAGAAAGAGAUUGACACUUACACUGAGUGGAACAAAAUGUUUGGUUGCAGUCAGUGAAAAGAUAGAUUUCGCCCUUGAGAAGAAGAGGUUUCCACAAUUCCUCCCCUCAGGGCAGAAGCAUUGUGCUGAAGGGGAAAGGCACACAAAAGGCCAACACAAGCUCUCACAAGCAGGGUUUAGAUGCACCAAGAGAGUCGCUUUGAUGAGACAACUGGCAAUUUUGCAGUUAAUGAACAAGAGUUUUUAUUUGAAUGCUCGACACUCCAGAAAGCCAGGGAUUGUUUACACAUUGCAAGCAAGUUGGCUUCAGACAAGACACCCCAGUGUCUGUGUAUAUAUUGUUAUGUUGUUGUUCUUGAGAUUUAGUUGGCUAUCCAAGUGCCUGAAGUGGUGCUUUCUGAGUUUAUUUGUUUAUUUGCCUCACAAUCUACAUUCAUGGCAUGAGCUGAUAAUUAUUAAGAGCUUUAAAAACUUCAGCGGCGUGUCUGAAAGAGCCAGACGGACAGUCACCAUUGGUGGUGGUCAAUUGACCUUUAUUGUCUUACUAAGAGCAGAAAUCCAUUUGGACUGCAGUAACCUGGGCCCCUGACUCUCACCCAUGUUUCUGAUCCUGUGUCUGCAAAACAAGCAAACGUAACGAACCAACAACCAACACUCAGGAAAGCGUUUGUGAAUUGUACAGUACCUCAAGACAUUUUCACGAAAAGCACUAAGACCUGAGAGGAGAAUCUGGCAGUGUUAGGUGUACCUCAAAAGACUAGGCUAAAUAGCAAAGAGGUGGCAAUGAAUGUACUAAAUGUGUUCUGGAUUGGCGGAACAUAUUCUAUAGUGAGAGUAAAAACAUUUUGUCCUUUUUUCCCCCUGACUGCAGGUGCUUUAGUUACCUGUUUCUACUUGACCAAUCCUUGUGAGCUUAUUCCCAUUGCUGUUUCAAAAUAUAAAACUGUGUUGUUUUGGGGUUUUAAAAGAUGGGCAGGUGUUGGGGUGGUGGGAGUUGUACAUUAAUUGAAACAACCAUAAUCAACAUUGUCUAUAAUACAUGAUCUAGGCUAUAUGGUUUAGCUGCAUGGAACCGCAUCAGUUUAUCAGCUAACUCCUGCGCAAAAUAUUCAUCAUACAAUAAGCGAGGUAUUCUCUGAUCUUGAUGAACUUAAACAAAUGGAAGGAAUCAUUCCUCAUAUAAAUAUACUUAUUUGCUUUUUUAACUGAGAGAUCAGGCUAGUACCAACAGCUGUUUACGUUAGCUUGGCAUAAAAUAUGUUAGCCUGUAAGACUACAGCAUGUUAAAGUUAACCAGUUAACUUUUUAAACACUUAACAGUGUUUUUACAGGGAUUUUGCAAUGCCAAGCUAACGGGCAAAUGUUUGUAGACUUGGCUAUCUUUCAUAAAGAGAACAAAUAAAUGUAUUUCUCCAAAAUAUCAGUGAUAUCAAAGAAAAAAUACUGUCUUUUUGUGUGGGUAUUAGAUUAUUGUUUGACUUGGUCUUGUUAGCAUGGUCUUGAGGAAAGCAUGUUUGUCAGUCAGCAUCAAGAAAGCGAGGCUUGGAUAUUGCCCUUACCGAGUCCAACUGAAAUCAUAUUUAGUUAUUUUUUGCAAUAUAAAAAAAUGUCAUAUAUAAAUAUGCUUUUAAAUUAACUUUUAACUUUGAUAUCAUUAAAAGAACAGAACAUGCUCAUACAACCAUAAAUACCAAUCAGACAUUGUAACAUUUAUGCUGUGACUAAAAUAGGAGCGCUACGAAAUUAUGGGUCAUAUCAUAACUGUGUAGGUGCAACAUUUUACAAAAAUUACAUUAUUGCUUUUAUUUGCUAUAUUUUAUUGAGGUCUUCAACUAUUACUGGUGUUUAUUUAGAAAAAAUUGAAAAUUAAUAGUAAGUCUAUUUUCCAUUGUGAAAAUGAAACUAAAUAAGAAGUGAAAUAUAAGAAUAUGGUUACAGUUUUUGCAAAAAAAAAAAAAAAUCUCUUGCUGAUUUAGUCACGUGACCUCUAAGGCCCUCUUAGCAAACGACUUUAACGGUUCUUUGGGACAGACAACAAAAAAA